AUGCUCAAGUUGUCAGCGGCCAUGUUACCACGGCACAUUCGAAAGGCAUCUACCGAUUGGGGCGGCUUUCCACGCGGGGCACCGGCGACGACAACGACAUCGAACGACGACUUCGAUAGCGACUACAAAUACGACAACAACCGCGUCCACAUCGAUGACCAGGCCAAUGAGUAUGACAAGACAAUCAGAGACUACAGCUACGGCGGCAACCACGACUGCCGGUACAACGAUAACGACGCCCACGGCCAGCACUACGACUGCAGCAACCACAACGACUUCGGCUACGACGGCUACAACUCGAACGCAUACGAUUACGAGCACAAGUACGACGUCGGCUACACCAACAGCCGCGUGUACGAGCUGCUGGACGUGCAGGAGUUGACGACGGACGUGAUGUGGCACACCAUGGCGGUGUCGGUGACGACGAUGUACGACUAG
Messenger RNA from Phytophthora sojae, 438 nucleotides. RefSeq lists its product as hypothetical. Bases 1 to 438 code for a protein of 145 amino acids. Lineage: Eukaryota; Oomycota; Peronosporomycetes; Peronosporales; Peronosporaceae. The record is from RefSeq and is a predicted model, not a curated record. The transcript is spliced from 3 exons.